Molecule: messenger RNA, 853 nt
Organism: Hevea brasiliensis (rubber tree)
Lineage: Eukaryota; Viridiplantae; Streptophyta; Magnoliopsida; Malpighiales; Euphorbiaceae
Exons: 1
Coding region: 6-746 (246 amino acids)
Source: RefSeq, a predicted model, not a curated record
AUAUAAUGCAAAACGAAAGAAAAUCAUGUAGGCCAAAAAACCUUGUCUGGAGAGUGGAGACCCAGUUGACUAUGGGCAUAAGAGAAAUUGAAGUGGCCGGCCAGAGGUUAACUAUACACGAACUCGACGACCUGUGCGACUCCAGCACUGGUCGCCCAUUAACCGGGUCAUGGCUCUGGGACUCCGCCUUGGUGCUCUCACAGUGGCUCGCUACUUCUCCGCUAGACUUCCGCGGCAAGUCCGUCCUUGUGCUGGGCGCCGGCACCUGCCUUCCGGGCUUGACGGCCGCUCGCCUUGGCGCUCGCCUAGUUGUCCUCACCGACGUCGCUCCUUUACUUCCCAGCUUGCUAAGGAACGUUGAGGCAAACGAGUUGGGUAACCAGGUGGAGGUGAGGGAGCUGGUUUGGGGGUCGGACGAGUCAUUGAGUCAAAUAGGAGAUUUGGGGGAGUUCGACGUCGUUUUGAUGAGCGACGUGUUUUUCGAUCCAGAGCAAAUGGGGGCGCUGGGAAGUACAUUGAAGAGAGUGUGCGGGGAAAGGAGUAGAGUUUGGGCGGCGAGUGAAGUGAGACCUUGGACCGGUGAGUGUUUGAACGAGUUGGUGAGUCAGGGUUUUGGAGUAGUGGAGUUGCCGAGUGGAAGCCGUGGUGGUGAUUCGGAAGCUGACGUUGGACAGGAAGUCUUCGCCGUUUAUCAUCUGAUUCCACCGACUGGAGAGAAGUGCCACGUUGGAGACAUUUUGGCUUAAUUAACGGGUCCCAAUCUGUGAAUGUAAGCAAAGUUUCUGAAAUGUGUCGUUUCAUUUCAAACAAACCAAGUGUACCUUUUUUUUUUUUAAUAAUAUCGAUUGGAAUA